This is a messenger RNA of Micropterus salmoides (largemouth bass), 1487 nucleotides long. Its product is annotated as complement C3-like. Gene Ontology annotation, molecular function: protein binding. Lineage: Eukaryota; Metazoa; Chordata; Actinopteri; Centrarchiformes; Centrarchidae. Gene Ontology annotation, cellular component: extracellular region. The record is from RefSeq and is a predicted model, not a curated record.
UUGCCUGCUAAUCUUGAUUUGGAAGUGGAGGCUCGAGGAAAUGGACAGGGCAUACUGGAGGUUGUGACCUAUUACAACCAGCUACAUGAUGUUGAUGAGAAAAUGCCCUGCAAGCACUUUGAGCUCAACGUCACUAUUGAAGAAUCCAGCGAAAAAACUCCAGCAGAUGUAGAAAAAUCCUAUCAGAUGACCAUCAAAGUGAGGGCUUUAGGACCCAGAGAUGUCAGGAUGGUGGUUCUGGAUAUAAGUCUGCCCACUGGCUUCACCCCAGAAAACUCAGACCUAGAGAUGUUGUCAAACUCUGUGGACCGUUACAUCAAUAACUUCCAGAUUGUUGAUAACCUGAGUGACAGAGGCUCCCUGAUCAUCCAUCUGUUCAAGGUGUCUCACAAAGAGCCAGAGAUCCUGGUGUUCAGGCUUCAGCAGAACUUUAAGGUCGGCCUCCUCCAGCCAUCCACCGUUACUGUCUAUGAGUAUUACAGCCCAGAUCACCGCUGCAGUCGUACCUACACUCCCAGGGAGGACACAGAGCAGCUCACACGGAUCUGUAGGGACAACGUCUGCCGCUGCACGCAGGGAGACUGCUGUGUCUCCAAAACCGACGGUGAAAACUUCCCCAACAAAGAAAGAGAGACGUUUGCCUGCAAGUCUUUACACCACGUUUUCCAGGUGAAGGUGCUGAGUGUCAGCCAGAGUUACUACGACAAAUAUGAGAUGGAGAUCACACAAGUUAUCAAGCUGGGUGUGGAGGAUGGUAUUGAAGUGGGCCAGAAGAGGAUUUUCAUGUCUCAUGGAGGCUGCAGAGAUGAACUCAACCUGAAGCAGGGCUCCCAGUACCUCAUCAUCGGCCCCAAAGACGACCAGUGGAACACUGACACCGACACAAACAGAUUCAUCUACAUGUUAGGAAAGGACACCUGGGUGGAACGCUGGCCUUUGUCUGCAGAGUGCUCCAGCAAUCCCAGCCUGCAAGCGAAAUGCAAGAGCCUCCAAGAUACUGCAGAUGAACUAUCUGUCAACGCCUGCAGGCUAUAGAGGUGUCUGAGCAGCAACUGUGCACCAGUCUCCUCUGCCCAAAGAUGGUUAAAAAAUCACUGAGUUCAUGAUUAUUUUAACCCAGCCUGUACAGUAAAGACAUUCAACAAGUUGUGUUUUCACUGUGGAAAUAAGAACUGUAAGUGGAGCUAGUUAUAGAAACGUAAGUGUAAAGUUGUUCUCUACCGUAAUGAUAUAUUAAGAAUGAGGAACUAAAUACCACUGGCAGCAAAAAGAGUAAUAAAAGCACACUAAACAGCCUCCUCAAAGGGUUUAUAGCUUUUAGAGAAUGAUUAACAAUAAGAAAAGGAAAUUAAUUGAUAAAUGAUUUAAAGCAAACUUCUUAGGUUCUGUUUAAGUCUGUCAAUUUGCAUUCUCUUUGAUUGGUCUGUCCUAAGAAAUAUAUAAAAUCAGCGGUUUUCUGCAUGAAUAAACAAACUACUUAAGAUAUA